This is a messenger RNA of Triticum turgidum subsp. durum (durum wheat), 1539 nucleotides long. Lineage: Eukaryota; Viridiplantae; Streptophyta; Magnoliopsida; Poales; Poaceae. The record is from the annotation of a GenBank genome assembly.
AUGCGGCGGCCGUCGGCUUCGUCGCCUCCGGCGAGGGGCCCGGUGUUGGCUGCCGCAGCCGCUGUCGUGCUCCUCCCGGCUAUUUUCCCCGCGCUGUUCUCCCCGCUCGGCCGCGCCUUCCCUUCCCUAUUCUCGGAGUGGAAUGCCCCUAAGCCAAUGCACAAGUCUCUUUUGAACGCGUCUUUGCGAUGGACAAUACCAGAUGAACAAAAGAGAGAGAUCUGGACACCCUUGCCUGACCAGGGGUGGAAACCAUGCAUAAGAUCAUCGAUUACUCGUGGGUUACCUUCGGAACCUAGUGGGUACAUACAAGUAUUUCUUGAUGGUGGCCUGAACCAGCAAAGAAUGGGGAUAUGUGAUGCUGUUGCGGUUGCUAAGAUUCUGAAUGCUACUCUUGUGAUUCCACAUCUUGAAGUAAACCCUGUUUGGAAAGACUCAAGCUCAUUCGGAGAUAUUUUCAAUGUGGAUCACUUUAUUAACACCCUAAAAGGCGAGGUUUCAAUAGUGAGAACUCCACCAAAAGAAUUUGCGUGGAGCACAAGAGAGUUCUAUGGCACAGGAAUACGUGCUACAAGAAUAAAAACUGCACCUGUUCAUGCCUCAGCUAAUUGGUAUAUAGAGAAUGUCAGUCCUAUCCUGCAAAGCUAUGGCAUUGCAGCCAUUGCCCCCUUUUCUCACCGCCUUGCAUUUGAUGAUUUGCCCGUGGACAUUCAACGCCUGCGCUGUAAAGUUAACUUUGAAGCUCUGAUUUUUGUGCCUUACAUUAUCUCAUUGGGGAGGACCCUUGAGAAGCGCUUGAGAUCUCCAGUCCAGGGGCAUUCCACUGAAUUUGCCCAACAAGUCAUAGAAGAAAACACAGAUCAGGAUGGAAAGUACGCAGUUUUACAUCUCCGCUUCGAUAAGGAUAUGGCUGCACAUUCUGCCUGUGACUUUGGCGGUGGUAGGGCUGAAAAAUUAGCUCUGGCUAAGUACAGGCAAGUUAUCUGGCAAGGGAGGGUAUUAAAUUCACAGUUAAGUGAUGAGGAGCUUCGAAACACAGGACGCUGCCCGUUGACUCCAGAAGAGAUUGGGUUGAUACUAGUAGCGCUUGGCUUUGACAGCACAACUCGAUUUUAUCUUGCCUCUCACAAGGUAUAUGGAGGGGAAGCUAGGAUCUCUAGCUUGCGCAAACUUUUCCCGCUGAUGGAAGACAAGAGGAGCCUUGCAUCGGCAGAUGAACUUGCUAAUGUUGAAGGGAAGGCUUCUGUGCUAGCAGCUCUUGACUACCAUAUCAGCAUGCACAGCGAUGUUUUCAUCUCUGCUUCUCCUGGCAAUAUGCAUAAUGCACUGCUGGCCCACCGGGCCUACAGGAAUUUCAAGACGAUAAGGCCAAACAUGACAUUGCUUGGCCACAUAUUUGCGAACAAGAGCAUGGAGUGGUCAGAGUUUCAGCAGGCUGUACAGGCAGGCCACAAAGGUAGAUACGGGCAGAUCCGGCUGAGGAAGCCGAAGCAGUCUAUCUAUACUUAUCCUGCCCCGGAUUGUAUGUGCCAAGGGUAG